UUAAAAAAUAAAAACUUUUGUAUAGUUUGUUCAUUUGGAUAAUCUGUUGGUUACAUUCCCUGUGAAGUCAUAUCUUGCAAAUUUUACUAACUGUAAAAGAUUUGUGGAUGCAUGUUUGUCUCAUAAAGUCUUGUCAGUAUUCUCAACUAUGUCCAUUGUAUUGAUUGGACAGUCACAGGUUUAUAUGGUCUUAAUCCUUUUUUUUUUACUUCCAAGUUGUCUCUAUCUGAUACCUAUAAGAAUACUGUAAGAACAUGCAGUGGAUAAACCAGUUUGUUAUUCCCUUCUGUACAUGACUAUAGGGCGAUACCCUGUUUUUCCACUCUACGCUAUCCAUUUCUCUUUUGAUGUGGGUACAAAUGUUGAGUAUUUUUUCAAAUAGAUGGAUACAUGAUUUAUGACUAAUCUGUGAUCCUUGCUUUAUAUGUUGAAUCUGACAGUGCCAAUAUCAUGGCUUUGAUCUAUUGCAUACCCUGUGUCGGUGUCAAGUGAAGCAGAUCUUAAACUUUCAAGUCUCGAGAAACCAAAAGCCACCACGUUUCAUCUACCCAGUGAAUAAUUGAAUAUGUUAUCAAACCCAUGUGCUGUUGACUUAUGUUAUGUUUGUUGAGUUGAUUUACCUAGUAAAGUAUGUUAAUCACUACUUUUGAUCUAAACUGCAAAAAUAAUUUUUUUGUAUCAUUGUAGAAGAUCUUAUAUUUGUUGAAAAUGGCAUACAUUUCUUUCAGUAUCAUAUUGUAGUAUAGUCCUGACUGAUACACUAAUCUUGCUUGUCAGCUCGAUCAUGACGAAUCAUAGAGCUGAAACGUCUUCUUUUUUUAGCUUGCAUGCAUUUGACGAGUGGUUGCUGCUCUAUGAACUAGCAUAAUACGGUUAUUCUUCUUUCAAAUUGCAUCUGAGGAUAAUUACUACCAGAAUCAGUCGUUCCAAAUAAUAUUAAAAUAGGGGAUGAUAACAGCUAGCAACUUACAGUUCAAGUAUUUGAUUUGGCACUUUUUGGGAACAUGCCGUAGUCACAUCUUAAGAGUGUCGGUUACACAACUGCAUGUGCCACGGUGGAUGGUCAUCAUUCAUCCAAUGCCUGUUGGCUAAAAUAGCUCAUAAACUGGUUGAUUACAGAUCCUUAACUUCUGGAACACUUGCUAUGCCAUCAUACUCCCUAGAUGCCUCAUCCGAGACUAUUCUUCACUUCUUGUACAUCCACGCUAACCACAGGAUUCCUGAAAUACUGAUAUUCAAUCAUAUGCCGAAGUCUUAGGCCAUCUACUGGCUGCGUGAUAUAAGAAGUAGUACAGCUGUAAGGGCGUGCAGGCUUCUAGAGUCACUAUACUAAUAUUGAGCAAAAUGGCUUUGCUUACUAUCACUUAUGUGCAAGCUAAGCAACUGAACUAUAUAAAGCAGGCUGUGAGCUCUAGUUCACCUAAAAAAUCAGCAAGGACAUUCACAACAUGGUUUACAGACUCCUCUUUGGAUUUCUCCUUCCUCUUGUCUUACAACCAUCCUUAGUGUUAUGCAAUCGACCAGAGCUGAAGGUUGGCUUUUACCAAUACACAUGCCCGUAUGCAGAGGUCAUUGUUCGCGAUGAGAUAGCCAGGAUCAUCUCCCACGUCCCAAGCCUCGCUGGUCCUCUGCUUCGCAUGCACUUCCACGACUGUUUUGUGAACGGUUGCGAUGGUUCUAUUCUGCUUGAUAGCAUACCAGGAUUACCAUCCGAAAAGGAAUCGGAACCGAACCUCAGCCUGCGAGGCUUUGGCACAAUUGACCUUGUCAAGGCUAAACUGGAGCAAGCCUGCCCUGGAGUGGUCUCAUGCGCUGAUGUCCUAGCUCUCGUGGCAAGGGAUGUUGUACUACUGACCCAUGGGCCUUACUGGAAUGUUCCAACUGGGCGGCGAGAUGGGUUGAGAUCGGUGAAGGAUGAAGCUUUGAACAACCUACCUCCACCUUUUUUUGAUGCCACUCGUAAUCUGAACCAGUUCUUCGUCCCGAAGGGUCUUGAUGCGAAGGAUCAGGUGGUUCUGCUAGGGGGGCACACCCUCGGCACCUCCCACUGCUCGUCCUUCUCGGACCGUCUGUACAACUUCAGCGGCACGCAGAUGCCGGACCCGGCGCUGGACAGGCGGUACGUGCCGCGGCUGAAGAGCAAGUGCAGGCCCGGCGACAUUACGGCGCUGGUGGAGAUGGACCCGGGGAGCUUCCGGACGUUCGACGCGAGCUACUACCGUCACGUCGCCAGGGGGAGGGCGCUCUUCACCUCGGACGAGACGCUCAUGCUGGACCCCUUCACCCGGGACUACGUCCUGCGCCAGGCGGCCGUCGCCGCUGCCGGCGGCUACCCCGCGGAGUUCUUCACGGACUUCGUGGCGUCCAUGGUGAAGAUGGGGAACAUGCAGGUGCUCACCGGCGCGCAGGGUGAGGUGAGGAGGCGCUGCGGCGCCGUGAACCCGAUGGGCAUGUAGGCCGCCGGCGGUGGUCCGUGAUCAUCGGCCCGUAAAUUAUCGGAAGUCUGUGGCCUGUGGGUAUUGUAUAAUUGAUGUGUAUUACGCGUGUACAUUGUGUGCAUCAUUGUCUUUCUUCAUUUGCAUCGUUUGUUCGUUUGUACGAUGUAUCCAGAUUCAAAUAAAAUGUUUGCUUGAUUGAUUCAGUGAAA
Messenger RNA from Aegilops tauschii subsp. strangulata, 2647 nucleotides. RefSeq names its product peroxidase 1. Gene Ontology annotation, biological process: response to oxidative stress; hydrogen peroxide catabolic process. The record is from RefSeq and is a predicted model, not a curated record. Lineage: Eukaryota; Viridiplantae; Streptophyta; Magnoliopsida; Poales; Poaceae. Gene Ontology annotation, molecular function: peroxidase activity; heme binding.